AUGGACAGAGUGCGUCACGACCGAGAGUCCCCAUUCCCGAAGACUGGUGUUCUCAAAUGGCUCACGAAGAAUGAUGAUCUCAGUCCCGCUGCCGGAGACCAUUUGGCCAAUUUGUUCUGCCCUCGGAGAUCGCGCCCUCUGAUCGGGCCUGGGAUGCUGUUAACUUGUUCACAUGCAGAAGUGACAAUCUUUCUUAUCUCUCGCAUGAAAUCUUAA
Molecule: messenger RNA, 216 nt
Organism: Protopolystoma xenopodis
Lineage: Eukaryota; Metazoa; Platyhelminthes; Monogenea; Polystomatidea; Polystomatidae
Source: the annotation of a GenBank genome assembly